Messenger RNA from Sabethes cyaneus, 832 nucleotides. RefSeq names its product cytosolic Fe-S cluster assembly factor NUBP2 homolog. Bases 53 to 832 code for a protein of 259 amino acids. The transcript is spliced from 2 exons. Gene Ontology annotation, cellular component: cytosol. The record is from RefSeq and is a predicted model, not a curated record. NCBI's taxonomy places the organism in Eukaryota, Metazoa, Arthropoda, Insecta, Diptera, Culicidae. Gene Ontology annotation, molecular function: ATP-dependent FeS chaperone activity; 4 iron, 4 sulfur cluster binding; ATP binding. Gene Ontology annotation, biological process: iron-sulfur cluster assembly.
AUUUGGUUUUUAGUUUAUUUUUCGGAACAUUUGUUUUACAUGGUAUUUUAUAAUGCUGGACAAAGUGAAACAUAUAAUCCUUGUUCUCUCCGGAAAAGGCGGUGUCGGAAAGUCUACAGUGAGUACGCAGCUCGCGUUAACCUUAUCGGAAUCCGGUUAUAAGGUUGGCUUAUUAGACAUUGACCUGUGCGGUCCCAGCAUUCCAUUCUUACUAGGACUAGAAGAUCACGAUGUUCACCAAUGCGAAGAAGGAUGGGUACCGGUUUAUACCAGUGCCGAACAGAAACUGGCCGUAAUGUCGAUUGGGUUUCUGCUGAAGAACCGAACCGAAGCCGUUAUUUGGCGAGGACCCAAGAAGACUGCAAUGAUCAAACAGUUUUUAGAGGACGUCGCUUGGGAUGAGUUAGAUUAUCUCAUUAUUGAUACUCCUCCGGGCACUUCGGACGAACACAUCACGGUCAUGGAAAACUUAAAGGGAGUAAACGCAGAUGGUGCAAUUAUUGUGACAACGCCUCAGGAAAUGGCGCUAGAAGACGUCCGGAAAGAGGUAACUUUCUGUAAGAAAACUGGGAUACCGAUUAUUGGGAUUGUGGAGAAUAUGAGCGGGUUUGUGUGUCCCAAUUGUGCCGAGUGUACAAAUAUAUUCUCUUCGGGAGGUGGAUUAGCGCUAGCAGAACUGGCAAAAGUGCCUCACCUGGGGACACUGCCGAUUGAUCCACGCGUUGGUGGAUUAGGUGGUACGGGAAAGGCAUGCGUAAAUGAAUUACCAGAUUGUACCACGUCACACGUGCUGAGAGACAUUGUUAAGGUUUUAACAGAAGAAAAGCAAUAA